This is a messenger RNA of Rubroshorea leprosula, 2592 nucleotides long. NCBI's taxonomy places the organism in Eukaryota, Viridiplantae, Streptophyta, Magnoliopsida, Malvales, Dipterocarpaceae. The record is from the annotation of a GenBank genome assembly.
GAUCUCCUUCCUCUUUCGUUUUCCUUCUAAAUCUAUGUUCAUCGCAUUCGGUUUCUGGGUUUAAGGAAGCCAAGAGCGUGGAGGGAGGCGGUUGCAUGGGCGAUUGUCAGUCAUGGCCUCAGAUGAUGGCUUGGAACCCCAAUACAGCAUUGAUGAUGGGACGUGCUGGCGAUUUCAACCUGUUAUUUCAGAGGGGUUUUGGAACCUAAAAUCUGGGGAAAAUAUCGUCACAAAACGUCCCUUACUUCUUCUGGAAAUUCAGUUGGCCUUAAUCUUCAUCCUCACCAGCACCAUACACCUUUGUCUCAGGCGCCUCCAUUUUCCCCGUCUCCUUUCCGAAUUUCUGGCAGGCCUGUUUCUUGGAAAUUCUUUUCUGGGGCGGUUUUAUCCUAAUUUUUCUCAUGCUUUGUUCCCGUUGUCAUCUAUAAAACUUCUGGUUACUUUGACAAGGUUUGGGUACUUGUUUUUUAUGUUUAUGAUCGGGAUGAAAAUGGAUGUAGGGCUUAUGAUGAAAUCAGGUAAAAGAGAAUGGAUUAUAGGCUCCAUAACCAAUAUAUUCCCAUCUUUCGUGCUAUUGUCCAUUGCUAAACAUAUCAGUUUGAAAGUGGACAAUAUCCCCCCAAACGAUACUACAUGGGUUAGAAUCGUUUCUGGCGCAAUAAUGAUUACCUCAUUUCCUACGGUGGCCUGCCUUCUGAUGCAUCUCAAGAUCAUUAACUCCGAGCUGGGACACCUUGCUCUAUCAUCGGCCCUGGUUGCUAAUCUGAUGACUGUAAUCAUGGUAUCUUUGCUGUCUUGGUCUCACCUAUUGGCAAUGUCAUCAUCAAGUGUAGCAAUGAAGGCUAUGUUUCUGUCUAUAUCUCUUGUGGUGUUUAUCCUUGCUGUCCUGCUCCCAAUGAUGUUUUGGAUCGUCAAAAGAACACCUGAAGGGAAGCCUGUAAAGGAUUCUUACAUUUGCCUCGUUGUCAUAGCGUUGUUGUCGGUAGCAGUAGCUGGUGAUAAUGUAGGGCUGCAGUUUUUAUAUGGACCUUUUACACUUGGGUUGGCAGUGCCAACAGGACCUCCUUUAGCAUCAGUCGUUGUAGAGAAAUUAGAUGCCAUCAUAUCAGGCUUGAUGCUGCCGCUCCUGGCAACCAUCUGUGGAUACAAAACAAAUUUGUGGGAAUUAGAAAGGAGGCCACCUUUGUAUUUAGUUUUCUUAGUUACCUUUGGUUUAUUGUUCAAAAUGGCUUUGUGCUUUGCAUCUGCUAUUUGUUUCAGGAUGCCUCAUAAAGAUGCUGCUGCUCUUGCACUCAUAUUGACAGCCAAAGGCGUCUUUGAAUUAGCUAUAAUCAACAAAGCUUCUGAGAAGAUGCUUCACGAUCCUUCAAAAACAUAUGCUGGCUACCAGAAGAGAAACGUUUUGAACUCUUGUUUCAAUGAUGGUGUUCGAGUACUUGCUUGUGCAGAAAGGCAAGACGAUGCCUUGGCAGCUAUCAAGCUGCUUGAAAUUUCCAUUUCUACUAAACAAAGUCCCAUGUCUGUGUUCGGGCUAUAUUUGGAAGAGCUCAAAGGUGGAUCCACCCCACUCCUCCUAACCCACCAACGAGGCCAGAAGAGUUCUUGUUCUGAUGGAUUUCGUUGGCAACCCAUCAUUGAUGUUUUCAAUUACUUUGAGUCACAGCAUAAGAAGCUAGUGAACGUGCGAGUCUUCAAAGCAAUGUCACCUGCCAAGCUAAUGCAUGAGGACAUUUGCUGGGUUGCCUUUGUUAAUUCAGUAGUCUUAAUAAGACUUCUAUUUCAUAGGAAAUGGAAUAACAAGGGCAUGAUGACUGCAGAUAGCAAAAACUUGAGGACCCUAAACUGUAAUGUUCUAAAGAAGGCCCCUUGUUCUGUGGGCAUUUUAAUUGAUCGUAGCAGAGCAAGAUAUCCAUCAAUUUCGGCAUUAUCACCAAGUUACCAAAUAGCCGUGAUUUACGAAGGAGGGAAUGAUGACAGAGAGGCGCUAGCUCUUGCUCGUAGGAUGACAGGAAGCACCACUGUUCACCUAACAACUUUCAGGUUACUUGCAUUGAAUGAUGACUCCCAAAAAGAGUGGGAUGAUUCGAUGGAUAAUGCAGCAUUGCGAGCAUUCAAGCAUGAGAGCGCAAAAAACGCAAAUUUAAUGUACAAGGAGGUGAUUGUUGAAGAUGGUGUCAACACAACAUCAUUUAUUGGGUCGUUGCUGGAAGGGGACAACUUUGAUCUAACCUUGGUUGGGAGACGCCAUGGAACUGGCUCACGAAUUACAGCUGGUCUAUCUGAAUGGAGUGAGUUGCCGGAAUUAGGAGCAAUCGGGGAACUUCUAGCUUCCUCAGACAUACGUAGCACAGUUUCAGUCUUAGUGGUGCAGCAGCAAAUCAUUUAGAGUGAGUAGGGUACACAAGCUGAUGCAAAAGCUUCAUUCUCGAGCUUAGAUUCAUUAUUUAGAAGGUCCUAGUGAUCACAACUUCUUCUUACGCUACUCUUUUAUAAAACGCCAGUGAAGGGCAAAAAGAAAAGCAGAAGAAACGAAGACGCAUUGAACAAUAGCAUCUUCAUGAUGAGACUGCGGAAUGAAGGGGAUUUUCCAGA